AUUGUUGCUAGGUGUAUGACCGCAUGUUUCAAAGCAUUUGAAAAUGUGAGUUAAAAUGAGUUUACGAGAGAAAGCCAAUCUGAAUAGUGCUCAGGCAUUUUUACACAGGUCAAAGUCUCUGUAUGAUGGGACGAAAUCAACAAUGCGUCUGUCAAAUAUAACAUCAAAAUUACGAACAGUAUCGUCGACUUUGGCUAAUACGAAUCCUUUCAGCAGCAAAUCUCAGGACCAGAGCAUCGCAGAAGAAUUGGUGAGCGAUGCUAAGCACAAAGAAGGAGUUAAGAAGAUCCGAAGACGAACUCGUAAACGAAUUACAUCGACAACUGAAUCGUCUACCAGUGCAGGUGUCAAUCCAGAGAAGCCCGAACGAAAAAAGCGUAAAAAGAAAGCUAAAGAUAAACAACCAGAAACAAUGAAGUCAGAGAAGACAAAAAGUAUUCCACAAACUACAGAAUAUAUUGUUCAGGAAGGAGAUUCAUUUAUUAGUGUAGCAGCUCAAUUUGAUAUAACUCCAUCAGAGCUAUGCCGUAUCAAUAAAUUCUUAUCCCGAACAUUAUUUGUUGGUCAGGUGAUCAAAGUUCCAAUCCCUGAAAAGGUAGAAAAGGUGACUGAAAAAUCAAAAGAUAAGUCUGUUAUACCUGGUGAUCAGGAAGAAUUGAAAAAGAGCCCAAUUCCCGAUGAAGGUCAAGCGAUAUCGGCGGUUACAAUGACAGAAACUGCCACAACAUCAGAUUCAGUAUUGUGCGACGUAAUAGAAGAGAAAUCUGAGGCGAAGUUACUAUCACAAGGGGAUUCACUAACAUCAUCUUUUAGCGCAACAGACACGGAUGAAUGGGAUGUAGAUGAAUCAUCAUAUAGUGAAUACACGGAUUAUGCAGAAGAAGAAAACGAUCCACUGGCUUGUCAGUACCUGAAAUUCGACAGCAAUUUUGUUGUUGAUUUACAAAAUUCUAUUUCUGGAAUCAUCUUAGUGACUACAGAUAUGUUUGUAUUCAAGCCAAAUGAUGAAGAACAAUACCCGCUGGAAAAUCAUUGUAAACAAAUCCCUUUAAAUCAGUUUCGUACAGUUGCAGUUUACAGAGAUCCAUCCGUUAUGUAUUUCACAAAACGUGGAGCACAAACUUCUUCAAGUCCAACCAUGAUGAGAAUGGGAACCAAUGUUAACAAUCCAGUUGAAUACUCAGAACCGAGUUGUAGUUCAAUUAGCAUAAAAGACGAUGAUGCGACAAGUAAUCAGCCGUUAAAUUGCCCAAAAAACGGAGAAGAUAAUUCUGACGCAAACGUGGAUGAAAGAAUUAUGGAGAAAAAUGAUGAAAAGCCUUUUGAAGAGGUCACAAUAACGGAAAUACAGAGUACUUCAUCUCUAUCUAUCCUAGAUAAAAAUGAUUUAGAUGAGAAUCCUUUAUAUUUGUGCAUAUUAGCAUCCACCAACUCAGUGAGAAAUAUUAAACGGAGAAGACAUCCACAUUGGUUUACUAUUCAAUCGGAAGAAUACUGGUUUUUAAUACCAAAAGAAAAGGCAAAAGUUCUGUUCGAUUUUCUUUUGACCUGUCAAUUUCAUGGAUACGAGGAUGAUGUAUACAGUGAAGGACAUCUAACAGAUACUAAAACAAGUCAACUAUCGGUUACAAGUAACGAAAUCAGGGACAAACCUAAUAUCAGCACAAAUACUAAAAAACUUCAUUCAAAAUCAUUUGGGAGUCUGAGUUUUCUUAAAUCAUUUAAUAGUCCAACAUCAGUUGAUUCUCCGUCUAUAAAUGAUGAUGAUGAUGAUAUUGAUACUGUUGGUAAGUUUGACAAAAUAUCCCAUCAUCAUAACAAUCACAAAUAUACUCAUUAUCGACACAACUACCAUUGUCAUUUCGUCGUUGUCCCGAAAACGUUCGACUGGAUUUUACCACGUAUCGGUAGUUCAGAUGAUCAAUCCCGUGCACUGGUUACCCUGAGAAAUCAUAAACAAAAACGGGUACAAAGUUCCAAAGAGUUUCCGAAAGUAAUUUGUGAUGAUGAUAACAACCUUCAACAGGAUGAUACUUCGGUCAGUGCGAAUGAAUUACACAAUGAUGAACAGCAGUCACUUCCAAAUUCUUUUUUAGGAGUGACAACAAACAGUGUACAGAAGAUGCGAGGGUGUCAUAGCAUGCCAUCAAUGGAAGAAGAGAAAGCUGCAUUGCAAACAUUAAAACUAGAUUCUAUUGACUGGGAGUUGGUUAGUUCAAAAGAACUGGAAUUAAAGGAACAAGAGGAAGAACAACGAAAUUUUAUGUCUGAGUGUAUCAAACUUGCAGAACCUGAAUCAUUACCGUUGCCUCCGGCUACAUCAAACAGUGAAAUAUUUGACGCUCAAAACGUUCGGGAUCUUUUGCAAAAUCUAACACCUGAUGCGGAAGGCUUGGAUUGGGUAUUAACCUAUAGUACUUCUCUGCAUGGAUUCAGUUUAAGAUCAUUAUAUCGUCGAUGCGCAAACAGUUUGACAGAAGCUUCAAUGGAUGACGUUCAUAAUUCAAUACAUUCUAGAAUGAAACAUGCACGUAUACUGAACUCACCUCAUGCAUCAAAUCAACCAUGUAUAAUAAUUAUACGGACUUCAGUAAACGAAAUAUUUGGUGCAAUGCUUAAUACACAUCCAUAUCCAAGUGGUGGUCGAUUCUAUGGAAAUGGUUCAAGUUUUGUAUUUCGAUGGGUCAAUACAAAUAGUAUUAACGAAGAUCAAUUGAAAGAGCUUGAUUCAACUGAUAAAAAUGAUUCAUUUUCAGUUAAAUCAAAUAAGUUAACUCAUAAGCAGGAUGUCAGUGCAUCAUCAUCAUCGAAAUUUUGUAAUGUUGACUGUAAUGAUAUCCAGUCAUCCUAUGAUUUACAAACCGAUGCAGUUACAGAAGAAUUAGCUCAUUUAUUUUUCCUUGAGGGAAAUGAACUUUCUGAUGUCGCCAAUAAACAAACCUUUCAGAAAUUUGUUUGGAGCGGUAAAAAUUCCUAUUUCAUUAAUGGGGGGUACGAUUCACUCACUAUAGGAUGCUCUAAAGGUCAUUCUGCCAUAUACAUUGACGAUGUAUUGUUGCAUGGACGUAGUGACAGCUGUGAAACAUUUGAUAACCCACAGCUAACUUCAUCUCCUGACUUUGUUAUUACUACACUUGAAAUAUGGUCAUUCAUCUAAAGAAGAUGCUUAGAACAUGACACUAGAUCAGAUCACGCUAAUGAUGAAUAAAUAAUAAUAUAAAUACAAGAGAAGCGAAUAUCCAUAUAGUAUUGUCUGAAACUUCCCACUUUUCAUCUUAUCAGCAUCUGAUUACAAUAAGUAUUAUUUACCGACAUAUUUUGUAAAGCUAUAAAAGAAUACUCAGCAAAACACAUCAGUAUCAAGUGAUUUUCUUUCUUCAAUACUGAAGUUAGUAGUGUCUACACUUUCUUCUCAAUCAAUACUUUAUCUGACAAGAUGUACUGAUUUCUUACAAUAACUUCUUAUGUCACUAAUUAUUUCGAAGGUGAUCAGAAUUGAUUAUGUUUCUUAUACGUUCAUUGAGUCAUUCCAAUAUUUCUUGUCCUUAUUUUCCAGAUUAUUAUAUCAUGAAAUCUUUCAUUUUAACUUUCAUGUCCCUUCUUGUCUGCAAUUCGUAUUUUUAUUUGUUCACUUAUUUGGAUUACAUAACUCGACCAAUGGGCAAAAGAUAUCUUUAUUUAUAUGUAUUCAUAUUCAUAUUAAUUAACUCGGAGGAAGCUAUUUCUAUUGUCAUAAUUUCGUAAAAUUUUUGUUCUCAUACUCAUAUGUACUUUGUAGAUAUCGUGCUGUGUUACGUAGACACAUAUGUGUACACUUUAAUGUUAGCCAAUCAUAUGUAUUUACAUACAAACACGUACUUCAUACACGAAGAGUGUAAACACUUCCUAAUAUAUCCACUCACUAAUCUUACCGUUGAUUGAUUCUUUUUUUCCUGUAUCUCUUCAUUUUGAUUGGUUUGUGACAGUCUUUCUAAAAUGCUGAGAAGCAGUGAAAAAUGGGUCAUGUGGAUAGUGAGUUAAUAGCAAAAAAAAUCAUAAAAUUAAGAAGUUCAGAAUAGAUGAUCAAAAUAUCAAAUUAUCAUAAAAUAAGAACUAUUUUCCUGUUAUGCUCACUGUGCAUUUAGAUUACUUUAAAUGAACCAGUGUUAUAUUUAUUUAUCUAUUUAUUCUUUGUGCAACUUAUUUCUAAUAACUUUAGCAGUGUAAUUGACAAGUAACGAUAUUGUUUUCUUUAUGUUUGCAUAAGUCUACAAUCAUCUGCGUAGUUGGGACGUAAAGAAUUGCAAAUAAACAUGGAAAGAUCUAAAGCUGAAGCCAUCAAUAGUUUCUCUUAGAAAUGAUGUCAAAUUGAAUCACGGCGUGUCAACCAUUAGGUCAUUGAACAAAAAAGUUAAAGUACUGAAAGUGCUGACCCCAGCUACUAAACUCAUAACCCUAUUUCAAUUACAGUACACCAAAAUGUAAUUAAUAAGAGGUGAAAAAUCACUAUUCUUUUCCUGAUAAUUAUAUGGAACAGUCACUUAGGUAAAAAAGACUGUUUGGUGGCUGGCAGUAGAAUCUGGGACGUGUGUUUCGUCCUAGUUGGGACUCGUUAUCUCGAUGCACAUGCUCCCAAGUUAGUGAUGUUGUUCCUACUGAGACUUGAACCUAGCACCAUUCGUUUCAAACGCCAAAGUGUUAUCCACUGGGGCACAAGAGCCAACCUUUGUGCAGUGGGUAUUAGUUACUGUCCCAUACUUGUGAUAUUCCGUUGCUGUACUGGAUGAAACUAAUUGACUUCAGUCGGCAGAUGUGCUCCUAUGCGGGUGCCUCAAUACUGCUGGAUUACUCUUUAUUUCGUAUUCUGCUUGGUUGCUUGCUGUGAAAUCUGGAGGCAUAUGCAUAGAAGCCCAUAUGUCAACGAAGAUCGAACAAUUUGACUCAGUUUGGUGAUGGUAGAUUGCAAGUAUCAAGUUAUCAUCGAAAUUAACUUCAGCAUUGCGUCAAAGUAUAUAUUCAUUUCGUUUUCUUGCUUGAUUAGCAUAUACAGAUGAAGUAUUAUCUACUAUACAAUGAUUAGGAAAUGGUACUAGUAAUUGUAGCAAGUGAAUUGUAUUCAGAAAGUAUCCAGCUAGAUAGCGAUGUAUGCGCUAUGUAAAAUAUACACAUAAAAGUGGAAGAAAAACAGACAAUUUCGUAAAUACAAUUGAGAUACAAAGUUAUCGUAUCGAUAAAAUAAUAAUAUGGAAUAUAGGAUACACACCCAGACUCUACAGAUGAAUUCACUUGAACCCAGUUCUUGUUAGUAAAAACAGGCCUAAGUAUUAUUAUCCAUAGAUACUUGCUGUCGGUUCUAUUCUAUCCCAAACAGUUGGAAUGUAUCCACAACCAAAUGGAUUAGUCAGUCAUUGCCCAUAGGUUCUUAAAACCAGUUCUUCUACAUUGUUUCAACCCACAAAUAGGAGAAAACUUGGUGUCUGAUCAUCAAAGCUCACCAUGCCUAGAUAUAUUCAACAUCUGAUAAAGAGCAAAAUCAAGCUGUCUCCACAACUAGUUCUUUCUAUUCUGAAUCACAUCAACAGGGCUCAUCCAUCACUACAUUUUACUUAUGAAAAUGAAAUCAUCUAUCCGAUGCGUAUUCUUGAGAAGCUAAUGACAAGAAACGAAAAUGGCUGUAUGCUGAGAAGUGUAUACAGAAAACCGACAUCUAAGGUACAGUAGGUACACUUUCUUAGCUUCGUGCCGACGAGACGCAUAACUGCUUUGCGAUAUAUUUAAUUCCAUCUUGGUUAUGUGUGACUGCAUUUAUCUAAGAGGAUUAAGCGUAUAUCCUUUUAAAGAUUUCAUACUGGUUGAAAUUCUGGUUCUUCCUAGGGACCCCAGUAAAUCUUCGGACCAUGAUUCUUCUGAAAACAAUCUUUGCUGGACUCAACACGUAGCUCACCAACAGCUGUUCAGCAUAGUUAAUGCUAUUGAAAUGAGACUGAUCAAAUCUAAACUUUGCAUUCAGAAAGAUCAUGUUCAUUCCUUAUCCCUCCUCAUGGCUUCAGUAAAGUUACGGUCACUCCUGUCUUCUUUAUUCAUUGUCUUUUCGUUUACCAUCACAUUAAUUAUCUGUACAUUUGUAUUGUUCUAAUACUGACAAAUUUGAAAAGCUAAAUCGAUUUCUUUAUUGUCGUUAUAUCUCACUCCACUUUGAAAAUGCAUUUGCCCCUAACUUGGGUUAAACUUACGCUGUACAAGUGCAUUUUAUAAUUGUAGAACCUGAUGAGAAUUUCGAAAAAAUUAUUUUUCGUUG
Molecule: messenger RNA, 6277 nt
Organism: Heterobilharzia americana
Lineage: Eukaryota; Metazoa; Platyhelminthes; Trematoda; Strigeidida; Schistosomatidae
Source: the annotation of a GenBank genome assembly